AUGGGAAAGGAAAUCCAGAGAAGGUUAGUGACAAAGACACACAACCUGUCGACAGCCAACCAGGAUGGAAAAAGUGGUGACAAAGAUACGCCAUCUCUUUCGAAUCAUCCUCAAGGUGGCGUGGCCGUGGUUGCCGUCAGGGAUCUUCAACCAGCCAUCGAUAACAAUAAUAAACAGAUCCCGUUAUGUCCAGAUACCGAAUUAUUAAAUUUGUUAGAUGAGAUUCCGUCACCAGAUGGGCCUUUGGGUCCAGACAUUCACGGCGCUGUAGCUGAACGUUGGCUGAGUAUAUUAAAAGACGGACUCACAAAGGAGGCUAGACUCGAAUUAUUGAAAAAAUAUCCACACGUUAAAAAUUGUGAGACCAUGAAAGCACCAGUCUUAAAUCCGGAAGUCAAGUUAGCCUUAAACUCAACAGCAAUCAAAAAAGAUACUUUUCAAGUGCUAGCUCAGUUAAAAAUUAGUGCAUCAUUAUCAGCAAUUGGAGCUUUGUUAACCUCAGUACUCCAAUGUAGAGAAAAUAAACAACCUACAGAUAUAGACCAUACAAAAUUAAUUUCUGGUCUCAAUGAUGCGGGAAAAAUAUUAACGGAUCUCCUUCACUCAAUUUCAACAUCCAGACGGCAGGUUAUUUUAAUGAAUGUUAAUCCGACAGCGAAAAGAAUCGCAGAUGACAGUAAAAUUGAUACGCUGUUAUUCGGAUCAAAUUUUUCGGAAGCCUUGAAAUCUGUAGAAACUAUUGAGAAAUCAACAAAAGUAAUCUCUAGAUCAACAACACGUUAG
Microplitis demolitor is the source of this 783-nucleotide messenger RNA. RefSeq lists its product as uncharacterized. The transcript has a single exon. NCBI's taxonomy places the organism in Eukaryota, Metazoa, Arthropoda, Insecta, Hymenoptera, Braconidae. The coding region runs from base 1 to 783 and encodes 260 amino acids. The record is from RefSeq and is a predicted model, not a curated record.